AUGGGGUAUGCCAUGCCGGUCUUGUCUCGUGAUGAAACACCAAGGGUGGAGGAGUUGUUGAAGGAUCUCUCUACUACAGCCGAUGAUCAAGGUAAUAUUGGGUCAGUGGACUGUGCGGCUUCAUCGUCACCGAGAGCAGGUGCCACAAAUAUCCAGGGUGAUAGUGAGAGAAGAACAUCUUCCGACCAAGGCUCUGAAAUCAGUCCUCGUGUAGACGAACCUGUGGGCCUCAUCAGAGACACAGCUGGGCGUGAGCAUUUCAUCGGCCCAUCUGGAAGCCUGCAAUUUCUAGGCCAGCUCCGGAGGUUGAUUCUUAUCUCUCGCAGCGAGCAUUUUAUUGCGUCCCCAGCGUCUACUCGGCUUACGGCCACGUUCAUCGAGGAAGACGCAGCCCAGGCUCUUGAGGCAGACGGAAACCAAAAUGAGCUCCCGGAACCGUGUACCAACGAAGACCAGCAGCUCGACGAGCGCUCCCCUGCCUCACUGGGGUCUGCGCUGAUCCGUGAUUUUGCCAGCAUCCCCGCUGAUGACAUCGAGGAGAUCAGAAGACAGCUUCCGCCUCGAGAUAUUGUCGACCCGCUGGUACGGCUGUAUUUCAAAGACGUACAUCCAGACUUUCCAUUAUUCCACCGCGGGACUUUCGCAGAAGAAUACGAGACAUAUAUGUCUACAGGGCUGUAUUCUCAGCAGCAGACAAGAGCGGGUAUGCAUCCGCCGUCGUCUACCGUACCUGAGCCAGGCUGGCUAGGCUGUUUGCACAUGAUGAUUGCCUUUGGUUCUUUGUCCAGCCCGUUGGACAUCCCUAAUUUCGACCUCACUUCACUUUCUCAACAUUGUGUCCGCCUAACCCGACAGCUGCUGCCACAUUUAAUCUCCAGAUGCACUCUUUCCAACAUCCGAGCCCUUCUUCUUCUCUCCCUUUUCCUCCACAACUACAACGAACGCAAUGCGGCCUGGAACCUGGUCGGAACCGCCAUGCGUUUGUCCUUCGCUGUCGGCUUGCAUCGGGCUAGCGACAACGGGUUGCAUUUUCGGCCCAUGGAGAGGGAGGUGCGCAAGCGUGUUUUUUGCACACUCUACAGUUUCGAGCAGUUCCUUGCGUCCAGCCUGGGAAGGCCGAGUGGGUUCUACGACUUCGAGGAUGUUGAGAUAGUCCCUCCCUGCGAAGGAGUGUUGGACGGCGGUUACGAUGAGGAUGACGAGACUAUGAAGCUUUCCCUGGAGCUGCAAAUUAUUCUUGCUAAGGCGAGGGUAUCAUUUGCGGUCAAGACACUUCCUGUGGCUAACGACCAAAGAAGUAUGGAGGUCUUGGCUCGGCAAGAGCAGUCUUCGAGGGAGACCCUUGAGGCUUUGAAUCAGUGGAGGAACGUCUUGGCUUCACGCCACGCGUUGAACAUUCCCUUGAUUGGCGAGGCCGAAGAUAUUCUUUGCCAAGGAGUCCAGGAGGCGCCACGGAUGUCAUUACAAGAGCUCAAAGCAAUGAUGGGCUGGCAGAGUCGACAUCGGCUUAGAACCGCUCUGGUGCUGCACCUCCAGUAUAGAUACAUUGCCGUUCUAGUCACACGAUCUGCUUUGCUGCUAUCCGUUGCAUCCGCGCAGUGGAGUAAGGAAGACGUCGCUCUUAGCCAGAGCAAGGACGCCACUGAUCAGAACUCCGGCCCUGUAGGGGAGCGCCUAUCGGACAUCUGCGUCACGCACGCCGUGCAGCUCUGCCGCCUCAUCUUGCUUGCCAACUCCUUCGACCUAGUGAAUGGUAUCUCGGCCAUGGACGUCUUCUACGCUUACUGUGGCGUCAUGGUACUUAUCCUGCGAUCGCUGCGGAUUUCAAUCUCUGCGAGCCACUGCCACGACCAGCACGAGGCGCAUCUGCAGACGGAGCUGCGCCAACUGAUCGCUCAGACGAGAGAGGUGCUCAUGCGCGUAAACAAGUGCAGCACGAUGAAGAGGUUCGCACGCGUCGUGGCAACGUUUGAGGAUGGAUCGAGACAGGAUAACACCAAACCUGCUGUUUCUGUCUCCAACCAUUCGGCGAACGGACGUCUGGCUAAAGCAGGAAGGAAUGCCCAGGUAGCACCUGGGUUUCGGAGGACUCGUUUAAGUGACCCCAUUCAUUCUGCCAUGGACGGCCGGCAAGCCAGCAGCCUGGCAGCAGCUCCUGGAGCAGGAGCAUCGCUUGAUACUUUCUCACUGUCUGCCUCGCAGCAGGACCCCAUCAGCGUCCAGCAUGGGCAAAGUACCGGGGUUGCGUCAAGGCUCGGCAUCCCAGAUGCCUCCUGGCAGCCAAAUUUUCUGACGUCUUUUGAUGGAGAACCGGAUACUAGCCGUUGGAUGGACUCAUUGCUCGCCCUGGAUGGGGCUGGCAUGGUGGACUGGGGCGAUAUCGAAUUCCUCUUGGCACGACAUUCGGGGCAAUGA
Molecule: messenger RNA, 2415 nt
Organism: Penicillium lagena
Lineage: Eukaryota; Fungi; Ascomycota; Eurotiomycetes; Eurotiales; Aspergillaceae
Product: fungal specific transcription factor domain-containing protein
Exons: 1
Coding region: 1-2415 (804 amino acids)
Biological process (GO): DNA-templated transcription
Molecular function (GO): DNA binding; zinc ion binding
Source: RefSeq, a predicted model, not a curated record